AUGGUUCCCUCGAUCGUUUCCGAUACCACCCUGGCGGCGGACGUGCCGGAAUCGCAGCAAACACCAGCAAAUGCGCCUACGAACCUAUUGUUCUCCUUGAGUCAAAGGACCGUCGUUAUCACUGGUGCUGGACGUGGUUUGGGUAUCACACUCGCUGUCGCUGUACUCGAAGCUGGCGGUGACGCCGUCUGCCUCGAUAUACUGCCUGCACCAAGCGAGGCCGAAUGGAAUGUUAUCACCAAGAUUCAGAAGGCGUCGAACUCACAAGCCCGGUAUUAUCAGUGCGACAUUACUAAGGAGGAUGCUGUCACCCAGACUUUGUCGGAAGCAGCGAGCGAAGCAGCGAACCGGGGGAAGCCCAUACGUGGUCUGAUCUCUUGCGCUGGUGUACAGCAAAUGAUCGAUGCCAUUGAUUAUCCUCUCAAUGGCUUCAGGAGAAUACUUGAAGUCAACGUAGCGGGAAGUUUCUUGGUUGCCAGAGAGACUGCUCGCUUGAUGAGAGACCAGGGAAUUCAGGGAAGCAUCGUGUUCAUCGCGUCAAUGUCUGGACAGAUAGCGAACAGAGGCAUUCAUUGCUCGGCGUAUAACACAUCCAAAGCCGCCGUACAACAGAUGACACGGUCACUGGCCGUUGAAUGGGGCGAGUACGGCAUUAGGGUCAACUCUCUCUCACCAGGCUACAUCCGCACAGCUAUGACCGAUCAGCUGCUGGAGGAAAAACCAGAACUCGACAAGCUAUGGAUGGCUGGUGCGCUGCUUGGACGGUUAGGGGCGCCGGAGGACUUCAAGGCCCCUGCGAUCUUUUUGCUUGCGGAUGGCAGCAGUUUCAUGACCGGCGCGGAUUUGAGGGUUGAUGGUGGCCACUGUGCUUCAGCGUAA
This is a messenger RNA of Coniosporium apollinis CBS 100218, 879 nucleotides long. RefSeq lists its product as uncharacterized. Gene Ontology annotation, cellular component: intracellular anatomical structure. Gene Ontology annotation, molecular function: oxidoreductase activity, acting on NAD(P)H, oxygen as acceptor. The transcript is spliced from 2 exons. The record is from RefSeq and is a predicted model, not a curated record. Lineage: Eukaryota; Fungi; Ascomycota; Dothideomycetes. The coding region runs from base 1 to 879 and encodes 292 amino acids.